CUGUCUCAUCUACCACGUGCUUAAAUUGUACUCCUCUUUACGCUUUCUAUUACCUUCUGCUGAAGCUUCGCGUGACCACCUAUUAGGCGGGUCUUCUUAUCACAAGUCUUUUCCCAGCCGUUGGAUUGCUCUUCGUCUCAUCCGACAGCCGGCGCUCUCCGCAUCCAUCGCCAUGUAGAAAAGGGUAUGUUGGUCAUUUGGCGCAUGGGUUCCGUACAGCUGCGAAGACGUGCGGCGGCUAUGACCCAGCACGUGCCGAGGGAGAGCUGCCGCGCGCGCUCUGGCCGUCGUGCUGGGUUGACCGGAGACACUCCCAGGCCCGGGGCGCCCGCCGGUCCCCCGCCACCCCCUUCCGCACGCGCACGCGCCGCCCGAGCAUUGCGCCACACGUCGACCAUGGUUCUUCGUGCGCGCGGAUAAGCUCUCGGUUGGGUAUCGGACAAGAUUCAGUUCACCGGCGUGGCAUCUUGUGAUUAGCUUAUGCUAGCUGUCUGCUGCGUCGGAGUCGGUCCCAGUCAAUCCUCGACGGCGUGGUCUUCAGGGUUCACACUGGGCGGUGCGGGCCCCACCGCUCUGCACACCUGUCCGCUCCACAGAUGUUUGACUCUCGCACGCUCACUUUGACCCAACUCUUAUCUGAGCCGUUCGGCCUACGUCAAUAGACGGCUUGGAUGAUCUCCAAUUGCCGACAUUUCAGGUUCGACCGAAACCAAAAGGUUAUCGUGCUCGAAGACCGCGCCCGCCGAUUUAUUACCUUCUCGGUGUACGACAACCGUUCGAUCAGCGCUCCCCGACGAGAUCUUGCACAGAGAGGCGGGGACGCACACGUGACACGGCGAAGCAUAAAGUUCACGUAGAGAGCUCGGGUUAGCAACCGCACGUGUGGAGCGAUAGCAUAAGAGGGGCCUCUCCCCACACCUCCCGGUGCUCACCGUAGAGGAAGCCUGCGCAAGCGAGCGAGGUCUGACAGCGGCAACCCAGCUGAGGCGGGUCGAGAGGAGGAGCUGUACGAGAGGGAGGAGGAAGAAGAAUUUAGAUUGGCGAUGCCGGGGAGCGUGGCGCCGUUGGAUCUGGCGGGGGUGACGAUACCGCACCAUUUCCGGUGCCCGAUCUCGCUAGAGCUGAUGCGGGAUCCGGUGACGGUGUGCACGGGGCAGACGUAUGACCGGGAGAGCAUCGAGUCGUGGGUGGCUACGGGGAGCACCACGUGCCCCGUCACCCGCGCUCGGCUCGCGGACUUCACCCUCAUCCCCAACCACACCCUCCGCCGCCUCAUCCAGGACUGGUGCGUCGCCCACCGCUCCCUCGGGGUGGAACGUAUCCCCACCCCCAAGCAGCCCGCCGAUCCAGCCCUCAUCCGGUCCCUCGUCGCGGCCGCCCGCUCUCAAGGCGGCGCGGCAGCCUCGCGCGUCGCUGCGCUCCGCCGGCUCGGUUCACUGGUGCGGGAGUCGGAGAAGAACCGGGUAGUGAUCUCGACUGACGAGACCCGCUCGGCCCUCGUCGAGAUAGCGUUCGAGGGAGAGGAAUCGGGGUACCCGGACGCGGACCAGCCAGCAAUGGAUGCAAUGGCGGUGUUGUCGAUGCUUUCGAUGACGGAGGCCGAGAGCGCGGGGGUGGCGGCGAGACCAGAGCGGUUGCGCCGGCUGGGAGAGGUGGUAAGGGGGCACCCGUCGACGGAGGCUCGGAUCAACGCGGCGACGGUGAUCGAGGCGGUGGCUGCGGGGGCCCGGUCGGCGGAGACGCGAGCGGCGGUCGGUGGAACGGAGGGAGUGAUGGAGGGGUUGGUGGAGCUCGUGGCGCAGCGUGGGAACGGGCGGGCGGGGCGAGUGGGGAUCCGGGGGCUUUUCGCCCUGUGCCUGGCGAAGGAGAACCGGGGGCGCGCGUUGGCAGCUGGGGCAGCCGCGGCGGUAGUCGGGAGGGUGGCCGAGCUGGCGUCAAGCGACGUGGAACGAGCGCUGGCGACUGUGGAGCUACUGUGCCGGGAGGACGGUGGCAGGGACGCGGUGGUGGCGGGAUGGGGGGGAGGCGCGGUGGCAGUGGCGGCACUGGUGAGGGUGAUGGCCGGGAAGGCGUCAGGGAGGGCGGCGGAGCACGCUGCGGCUGUGCUGGUGGCUGUGCUGGGGGGGUCAGAGGCUCUACACGCGGAGGCGGUGGCGGCCGGCGUGGUGGCCCAUCUGCUGCUGAUGGUGCAAGGCGGGUGCUCGGAGAGGGCAAAGAGGAAAGCGCAGCUCCUCCUAAAACUCUUCCGCUCGGCAUGGCCACGCCACGACACCAUCUCCAACUCCGACGACUUCCUCCAGCCAUUCUAAAAGUUCCCACAUUCUCUCUCUCUCUCUCUCUAACCUGUCGAACUCUUCUCUUCCAUUUAGAAAGCAAGUCGAUAGAUUUUCAUGUCCCCUUCCUCCUGAAAAGACGUCGAACGAAGAAAGGAGUGAUAUGGGAUGGGAGACUUAUGGUUGUGACGUAUGGAGAUAAAACCACCAUCUGUUUUGGUUGUCGGAUGGGAGUGUAAGUAUGGAUUUAGGAUUGAAAUGGAUGGGUCGAUACCGCAAUUUCCGUUA
Molecule: messenger RNA, 2561 nt
Organism: Musa acuminata AAA Group (dessert banana)
Lineage: Eukaryota; Viridiplantae; Streptophyta; Magnoliopsida; Zingiberales; Musaceae
Product: U-box domain-containing protein 26-like
Exons: 1
Coding region: 1044-2309 (421 amino acids)
Biological process (GO): protein ubiquitination
Molecular function (GO): ubiquitin protein ligase activity
Source: RefSeq, a predicted model, not a curated record